CACUGAUCAACGGAAAGAGCCGAAGAUGUCGGCUCAGUCAUGUGAUCAGCUGUGUCCAAUCACAGGGACAUGUACACUGAUCAUCAGGGCACUGCUGAUCAGUGUGCCCUGGUGAUCAGUGUAGCCCCAGCAGUGCCAGCUGUCGGUGCCCAUCAGUGCCACAUCAAUGCCACAUAUCAAUGCCUAUCAGUGUACAUCAAUGCCACAUAUCAGUGCCCAUCUGAGCUGCCUUUCAGUGUCACCUAUCAGUGCCACCUAUCAAUGCCAGUUCAGUGCCACCUAUCAGUGCUGCCAAUCAGCACCACCUAUCAAUGCCAAUCAAUGUCGCUUAUCAGUGCCAGUCAGUGCCACCUAUAAGUGCGCAUCGGUG
This is a messenger RNA of Staurois parvus, 370 nucleotides long. The record is from the annotation of a GenBank genome assembly. NCBI's taxonomy places the organism in Eukaryota, Metazoa, Chordata, Amphibia, Anura, Ranidae.